GUUCUGAAUCUGCUUCUCCACGUAUCGCCUUGGAGUUCCUAGCUGGCACCAUUACCUCCAACGAGUGGAGUUCUCCCACCUCCCCUGAGGGGAGCAACGACUCGGGGGGCAGCGAGGCCUUGGAGAAGCCCAUCGACAAUGACGCGGAGGGCGUGUGGAGCCCGGACAUCGAGCAGAGCUUCCAGGAGGCGCUAGCCAUCUACCCGCCCUGCGGGCGGAGGAAGAUCAUCCUCUCCGACGAGGGCAAGAUGUACGGACGCAAUGAGCUCAUCGCUCGCUACAUCAAGCUGAGGACUGGGAAGACACGCACGAGGAAGCAGGUGUCCAGUCACAUCCAGGUCCUGGCAAGGCGGAAGGCUAGAGAGAUCCAAGCCAAGCUCAAGGACCAGGCAGCUAAAGAUAAAGCCAUGCAGAGUAUGGCUACGAUGUCAUCUGCCCAGAUUAUCUCUGCAACUGCCUUCCACAGUAAAAUGGCCUUGCCUGGUCUCCCUCGGCCAGCCUACCCUGCUGUUUCUGGGUUUUGGCAAGGACCUUUGCCAGGCCAAGCUGGAUCUUCCCAAGAUGUGAAGCCUUUUUCUCAGCAACCGUAUGCUGUACAGCCUCCGCUGCCAUUGCCAGGGUUUGAGUCUCCUGCUGGCCUCUCGCCUUCCCCAUCAGCACCAGCCUGGCAAGGACGACGGGUUGCUAGCUCCAAACUUUGGAUGUUAGAAUUCUCUGCAUUCUUGGAACAACAACAAGACCAAGACACAUAUAACAAACACCUGUUUGUGCACAUUGGGCAGUCCAGCCCCAGCUGCAGUGACCCCUACCUCGAGGCAGUGGACAUCCGGCAGAUCUACGACAAGUUCCCCGAGAAGAAGGGGGGCCUGAAGGAGCUCUUCGAAAGGGGGCCGGCUAAUGCCUUCUUCCUUGUCAAGUUCUGGGCUGAUUUGAACACCAAUAUUGACGAUGAAUCCAGAUCUUUCUAUGGUGUUUCCAGCCAAUAUGAGAGUCCAGAAAACAUGGUCAUUACCUGUUCCACCAAAGUGUGUUCCUUUGGAAAGCAAGUAGUGGAGAAAGUGGAGACGGAGUACGCGCGCUACGAGAACGGGCACUACUGCUACCGCAUCCACCGCUCCCCGCUCUGCGAGUACAUGGUCAACUUCAUCCACAAGCUCAAGCACCUCCCCGAGAAGUACAUGAUGAACAGCGUGCUGGAGAACUUCACCAUCCUACAGGUUGUGACAAACAGGGACACACAGGAGACCUUGCUGUGCAUAGCAUAUGUUUUUGAGGUGUCAGCCAGUGACCAUGGUGCCCAGCAUCACAUCUACCGGCUGGUGAAGGACUAGAGACUGCCCCGAGCCACCCGUGGGAUGCCUGUCUGAGAGAAGAGCCUGUGCUUUACAGCCCCUGCCCCUCCUACCAAACUGAAAGAAUAAACUGCAGAUAUUAUGUAUUUUCAGAAAAGCA
Molecule: messenger RNA, 1452 nt
Organism: Merops nubicus (carmine bee-eater)
Lineage: Eukaryota; Metazoa; Chordata; Aves; Coraciiformes; Meropidae
Gene: TEAD4
Product: TEA domain family member 4
Exons: 11
Coding region: 249-1331 (360 amino acids)
Biological process (GO): hippo signaling; regulation of transcription by RNA polymerase II; embryonic organ development
Cellular component (GO): transcription regulator complex
Molecular function (GO): DNA-binding transcription factor activity, RNA polymerase II-specific; RNA polymerase II cis-regulatory region sequence-specific DNA binding
Source: RefSeq, a predicted model, not a curated record